Messenger RNA from Auanema sp. JU1783, 543 nucleotides. The record is from the annotation of a GenBank genome assembly. NCBI's taxonomy places the organism in Eukaryota, Metazoa, Nematoda, Chromadorea, Rhabditida, Rhabditidae.
AUGGAUUUUGAAUUUCGAAGUUUAUGUUGCCAUAUCUCCAUAGCUGUGGCUCUUAUGUGCGCUAUGGAAAUGGCUGCGAUUGUAUUAACUUAUGUCACAAAUGUUGGACAUCCUUUAAUGGUUUGUCAUGCUUACAAUGUGAGCAUUGCUCAAGCAUUAUCCUCUGAGCCUCAUAUGACGGAGCAUCGUCUUUGUACAACUAAUGGUCCUUUACUUUUUUGGAUUAUGUUACAUCUAUUCACGGAUGCUGCAGCUUUGGUGGCAAUUCAAACGAUAAAGCAUCAAUUACUGAUUCCUUACUUGAUCACAACGGUCUUAGAUGUUUUAAUGUCAUCAGCAUACAUUUGCGUUCUCUUCUUCCAAAUCAUUCUCGGAGACAAAAUUGACACGGUUCUUCUUAUUUUCAUGGUUUUUAUACUUUUCUUCAAAUUUUACGAUCUGAUCUGUGGUCGACGACUCUACUGGUUCCUUCAAUGGCGUUUCGAUUCGAGAUUCACCCCUAGGUCGACAGUGAUCCGGGAUGAAGACCAUUUCCAAUUUUAG